This is a messenger RNA of Pocillopora damicornis (cauliflower coral), 1613 nucleotides long. RefSeq lists its product as uncharacterized. Gene Ontology annotation, molecular function: protein binding. The record is from RefSeq and is a predicted model, not a curated record. NCBI's taxonomy places the organism in Eukaryota, Metazoa, Cnidaria, Anthozoa, Scleractinia, Pocilloporidae.
AGUUCGAUGUAGCUCGAAAGGAAAAAACUCUAAAGUUUGGGUUGCAAUCAUGAGGUUAGGGAGGUCUUGUAACUGAUCCUGCCUCAGUUUUUCCUUUUUUAAAAUGGCUGCCACUCUGGACCCUGCUGAGGUGCUUCAUUCUUCGAGAGGGAGAGAUAAUUUUCAACGUCUGGCUCGGCUUUUGAUAAGUGGAGGUACUGUACUAUUGAGGGAGGUUUUUGACAUCAAAUCUCCAUCAAGUAAUCUUCCUACUAUACUUCAGAAUCCAGCCAUGAAGAAGCUACUUAAGGCAGCAAAGCUCACCAAACCACAGAUGGACUGCCUGUACCCUUCCCCUGGGAUGUAUGGAAAGUCAACAGACUUUGAUAUAACUCUCCUUUUCCGGUUGCUAAGGACAAUAUGUGGCCUCACUGCUCCUGUCACAGGCUGGGAUGCACUACCAGCAAGUACAGAUGACAGUUUAGAAGCAUAUUUAGCCAGAAUAAAAUAUUACCGCAAUUCGAUAUAUGGUCAUGUGAAGGAGAACAUGGAAAUCUCAGAUGACAAGUUUUCAGUUCUUUGGGGAGAAAUUAGUGAGGCUCUGGUGAGAAUUGCAGGUCAAAUCAGUCCAGCAAAGGCAAAAGAAUGGCAAAAUGCCAUUGAUACAUUUUUAAAAGAUCCCCUCACAGAGGAGGACAAGAGAAAUGAGCAGGAAUUGCAAUGCUGGUACCAGAAUGAUACAGAAGUAAAGGAAUACUUUGAAAAAGUAGAAUCUUCAGUGAAGCAUUUGGAGAAAUACUUAGAACAUGAAGUUCGAGAACAAGCCCAAGAAAUUAAAGAUGAGCUUGGAGGGAAAGUAGAAUCUACAGCGCAAGAGGUUCAGCACCUAGGACAAGAGCUUCGAGAUGAAGCCCAAGACAUCAAAGAUCAGCUUGGAGGGAAAGUAGAAUCUUCAGUUCAAGAGGUUCAGCACUUAGGACAAGAGCUUCGAGAUGAAGCCCAAGACAUCAAAGAUCAGCUUGGAGGGAAAGUAGAAUCUACAGCCCAAGAAGUACAGUGCUUGAGGCAAGAGUUACGAGAUGUAGCCCAAGACAUCAAAGAUCGAUUAGAACUUGGUGGUCAACCCAAUUCCUCAGCUGGAGUUAAAAUUCGAAUGCAGAUUGAUUGUGAGGCCAUCACAAACCCUCUUUCACAACUAGAGACACCAGGGACAGUGGUUGUAGCCAGUCAGGGUACCCAAGCUUGUGGUGAUGAGCUGGUAGCUACUGGAACAUCAGAAGGAAUGCCUAAAGGCACACAAGAUACCCAGGCAGGAAGCCUUGAGAUGGUAGUUACUGGAGCUAAGCGUAAGGCAGUGGAGCUUGCUGCAUCUGCUGGUCUACCACUCGUGGGAAGAACAGAAAGCAUCGAAGAAGCAGGUGUUAAAACCUAUGUUGUACCCAACACACAAGGAGUUCUGGAUUUCAUCGCACACAAGUACUUUCAGACAGUUGACACAACCAAACGUGAGGAAUGAACUGAAUUUCUAGAGUAUUUAACAGAUGUGCGCAAGGUUCUUGUCCUGGAUGCCCAGUCAGGAAGUUUGAUAGUAACAGUCCUGUGUACUUCACUAGAGAUACUGGAUGCCCUGUGGU